Molecule: messenger RNA, 3907 nt
Organism: Pogoniulus pusillus (Red-fronted tinkerbird)
Lineage: Eukaryota; Metazoa; Chordata; Aves; Piciformes; Lybiidae
Gene: ZNF503
Product: zinc finger protein 503
Exons: 2
Coding region: 1213-3045 (610 amino acids)
Biological process (GO): negative regulation of DNA-templated transcription
Cellular component (GO): nucleus
Source: RefSeq, a predicted model, not a curated record
UUGAUUGCGGUUGGGGAGCACUGACAAUUGACGGCGGGGCGGAGAGACCCGAAAGGCGGCGGCGGGCGGUGCGUGACAGCCCGGCGUGUGACGACUGGCCUCCCCCAAUCCCACCGCGCUCCCCGCGCCGCCGCAAGCCGCGCCGCAGCGCCCCGGCUCCCGCCUGCCGCGGGCGGCGACGUGCAGGCCAGCGCUCUGCAGGUUCUCGUCUGAGUCUACCCCCGCGUUGUGAGGCGGGAGGGGCAAGAAAAACGCUCCGCGCCCUUCUUGGGGGUCUGGAGGGGACGCGGAGCGGCGGAAGCCACGGAGCUGUCCCAGCGGCCUCGCCUUGGGGAGUGGGUUGCGCGGGCUGUGCCUGUAAGCGCCGUGCGUGGCAGACGGAAGGCGCCAGGCCGUGCGCGGGGCGGUGCGUGUGCGGCGGAGCUGCUCUCGGCGAGGGCGGCGGCGGGGCUAGCGAAGCCUUGCGGCUGCCCCCGCCCCGACAGGCGCGGGGCCCCUACCCUCACGGACGCCUUCGUUUCUGCCGGGCUGUCCGCGUCGGCUGCGGAGGAAGAAAAACGUUCGCAGCGCGUGAUGUGAAACACAAAAUUAACGCCCAGCCCGUCCUAGGAGCGAAAACAAGGAAGGAGGGGAGGGGAGAGGGGAGGUGGACUAGAAAAGGGAAGGGGAAAAAAAGGAGCGAGAGACCAUUAAAAACAGAGGAAAAAAAGACCUAGAAAAGGGAACGUCACAUCCCCUUGACCCUCCAAUCACCUCGGGGUCCCAUUUGAUUGGAAGGCGGCAAAGGCUUUAAUCUCAGACUAAUUCAGCUGCUUUUGAAGUGAGUUUCUUUGCCAGAUCCCGGGCUGGAUGGGCAGCGGCUCGCAUCACAGCUGAGCGGCGGAGGCGAGCGCUCCGCGCCGCGCCAGCCGGGGGAGCCGAGAGCGGCCGAGGGGCACAGCGGCACACGCUCGCGGCCCCCACUCCCGCCCCCAGCACAGCCCAAGGAUUACUCGGCUUUUUUUCCUCCUCUUUCUGACCGGCCGGCUCCCCCUUUCCCUCCCUCUCCCCACCCACGCCCUCCCCGCCAGAGAGAGCCACGGGACAUUUUAUGUUUGUUUUUCUGCUCGGGGAGCGUGUGGCGUUUUCCCCUCCUCGCCUUCAGAAAGCGAGUGAGCGUUUCCAAGUGCGAGCGGCGCCACUUGCCCCAGUUUUCAUGCGAGGUUUUGGGUCAUGAUCACAUCGCCCUCGCUUUCUGCUAUAAGAGGUAGUAAGCGCAGCAGCAGUCUCAGCGAGCCCGGAGGCAGCCCCCGCCGCAGCCGCAGCGCCGCCGACCUCGCCGGGCCGAACGGGCACGCUGGGAAUAACGGCAGCAGCGCCGCCGCCGCCAAGCCCUGCUUCCACGCCGUCCCCCCCUCGGACCCGCUACGCCAAGCUAACCGCCUUCCCAUCAAAGUCUUGAAAAUGCUCACGGCGCGGACUGGACACAUUUUACACCCCGAAUACCUGCAGCCUUUACCCUCCACGCCUGUCAGCCCAAUCGAGCUGGAUGCGAAGAAGAGUCCAUUGGCCCUUUUGGCACAAACUUGCUCGCAGAUAGGGAAGCCGGACCCAUCCCCUUCCUCCAAACUCUCUUCGGUCACCUCCAAUGGCUCCGGAGGCGACAAGGACUCUAAGUCGGGCCCCUUGAAGCUCAGCGACAUCGGCGUGGAGGACAAAUCGAGCUUCAAGCCGUACUCCAAGCCCGGCGCAGAGAAGAAGGAGCCGGGGGCGACGGGCUGCACGGGCGCUCCUGCCGCGGGGGUCGCGGCCGGCGAGAAGUCGGGAUUCCGGGUGCCGAGCGCCACCUGUCAGCCGUUCACCCCAAGGACAGGCAGCCCCAACUCGAGCGCCUCCGCCUGCUCGCCGGGGCUGCUGCCGGCCGAGGGCAAAGGCGUAGAGGACAAGAAGGACUCAGAGGGUUGCGGAAAAAGCGGCGGCUCCGGCUCAGAGGGAGGCCCAGGUACCACUAGCAUCAGCCACAGCCGGAUUAGCGUGAGCUGUGCCGGAAUUAACGUGGAAGUCAACCAGCACCAGGAGAGCACGCCGGGCUCCAAACCCAUCGCCUCGGACUCCACCUCCUCCUGCAGUAGCACCACUGCCACCUCCUCCACCUCCGUCCUGGGCUCCGGCCUCGUGGCUCCCGUCUCCCCUUACAAGCCAGGACAGACCGUUUUCCCACUGCCUCCAGCGGGUAUGAGCUACCCGGGGACGCUGGCUGGAGCCUACGCCGGCUACCCGCCCCAAUUCCUGCCGCAUGGAGUGGCGCUGGACCCCACCAAAUCCUCAAGCCUAGUUGGGGCCCAGCUGGCCGCUGCCAGCAGCCUGGGCUGCAGCAAGCCAGCAGGGUCGAGCCCGCUGGCGGGCGCAUCGCCGCCGUCGGUGAUGACGGCAAGCUUGUGCCGAGACCCGUACUGCCUGAGCUACCACUGUGCCAGCCACCUGGCAGGCGCCGCUGGCGCCUCCUGCGCCCAUGACCAGGCCCUCAAAUCCGGAUACCCCCUCGUCUACCCCACCCAUCCUUUGCACAGCGUCCACUCCUCGCUGACCGGUGCCACGCCGCCCUCACUAGCUGGCCACCCUUUGUACCCCUACGGCUUCAUGCUUCCCAACGACCCCCAGCCGCACAUCUGCAACUGGGUGUCAGCCAACGGACCCUGCGACAAGCGCUUUGCAACUUCGGAAGAGCUACUUAGCCACUUGCGGACCCAUACUGCCUUCCCAGGCACCGAUAAACUGCUCUCCAGCUACCCCAGCUCUUCAUCACUGGCCAGCGCAGCAGCUGCAGCCAUGGCAUGCCACAUGCACAUCCCCACAACAGGCGCUCCGGGCAGCCCGGGCACACUGGCCCUACGCAGCCCACACCAUGCGCUGGGACUUGGCAGCCGCUACCACCCCUACUCCAAGAGCCCUCUGCCCACCCCUGGGGCCCCUGUGCCUGUGCCCGCUGCCACCGGACCUUACUAUUCCCCCUAUGCACUCUAUGGGCAGAGACUCACCACAGCCUCGGCCCUGGGGUACCAGUGAGUGCAGGCAGCGGGGCUUUAACACACAACACAACACAGAGUUUAGCAGUGAGGGAAGGAAGCCCUGAAAAACUUUAUAAAAGUUGGAAAGAAAAAAAAAAAUCUGACUUUUUAUAAAAUAGUGUUCAUUUGAGGACUGGAUCCAUGAGCACUGUAUUUAUUUAUGUUAGCUUCAAGCGGGACAACGAAUCAUAAAGUGCAUUACUUAACCGAGCUCAAUAGGUAAAAGUGGAACACCCAUUGUAGAAUAUAAAUAAAAAGAUAGAGGUCUUCUCUUUAAUGUUACUUUAAAAUUGCUAUGAUUGUAUUGUACGUUCUUAUUUAAUGUCUCAUUGAAACAAAAAUUUACAUGCAUGUUUGUUACUAAAAAAACAACUCGCAAUUUGUCAGUUAUAAUUUCAAAUUGCAAUUAUUUUUAAGGUGUAUACCCUUGAAAGAGAAUUGGUAUUUUUUUGUAUGUAUUCUGGAAGAAAAAAAGAAAAAAAACAAACAACAAAAAAACAAAAACAAAACAAAAAACUAUUCCAAAAACCUCAUUUGCCUUAUUUUGUUCUUUAAAAGGAACACUUAACUAUUUUUAAUUUUUAAGUCCACCCUGUAAAAAGGGUUAAGUAAGGUUUACGUCAUGUACUAAAAUAGACAAUGUAUUGCUUUAAAGAUUAAAAUUCCGUAUAUUUGAUGUAUUAAAAGGUUUUAGGUUUUUGGUUUGGGUUUUUUUUAAAUAUGCCUUUUUUUUUUUUUUUUUAAAUAUGCUUUGUUUCUGUUAUAAAACCCAAGUAGGUCUUGGAUGGAGACAACUGCUAAUUUCUCCUUGAACAUUUAUUCAAUUUUAAUUAAAAAUUUUAAAUUUUUUUUAAUUGCAA